ACGCAGCAACUUCAAUUGUAGAAAGGACAGAAAAGGACUGGUCAUCUGAAGGACUUACAUAUUUUGGGAAGGCACUCACUGAGUAUGUUUACUUCUCACCUGUACAAAGGCUGAUCCGCAGUGGUCACACCAUGGUAAAACGUGUCAUAGUAGCCUAUGCCCUGUGGGCAGGAGGUGGGCUUUUUGGCCUUCACCAUUUUUAUCUAGGAAGAGACAGCCAUGCCCUGUUAUGGAUGCUAACAAUGGGAGGGUUUGGCAUUGGUUGGCUCCGAGAGAUUACACGUAUUCCUGCGUACGUUGGUGAAGCCAAUCAACACACAGAGGAGGAGAGGAGAAGACCUUCAACAAUGGUGCCUCCACCAGUAAGCCUUGUUAGAUUUGCUGGCCAGAUGUGCGUUGGAAUCUAUUUCGGUACAGUGGCUCUGAUUGGACUGAGCUCCCUCAGUUUCUUCUACUUGAUGGUCCUGCCUUUAUGUGUGGGUGCCGGUGUGCAUUUAGUGUCCACUGUUGGCCAACAGACAUCUGAUCUCUCAAAAACACUCACCGCCAGUCUGAUAACAUCCCCAAUAUUCUACGGCAGCACUUUAUCCCCACUUCCUAUCAGCCUGGCAGCCAGUAUCACAGCUGCACAACAUCGCAGGUACAAGAAACCCCAGGCAGGAACACAGGAACUUGGUCCAAGGCUUUAUAGGCUGGGUCUUGCUUGGCUGGCCUUCUCUACUCCAUUAGCGUAUUGUGUUUUCCAUAAUACCACAGCCACGUUUUACUAUCUGUCGGACUGUGUGGCUGCAUUACUGGAUUUUUUCUGGUUUCUUCCUUGGCUCAGAAGUGUGGUGGAGUACAUUUUCCUAAUGCCAUAUCGUAUCCUGUGCGUCUUCACUGGAGGUGGGUACUAUGAAGAGGCCCUGAAAACGAUGCUGGAAAUAUUGGUUAAAGACUACACUCAGCGUGAGAAAGAGGCCCUGGAAUUGAUGUCCUUGGGAUCACAAGCCUCUCUUGAAGAGAUAACCCGUGGCUACAGGGAGCUGGCUAAGGUGUGGCACCCGGACCACAACCCCAGUAAGGACGCUGAGGCAAUGUUCGUAAAGCUCCACGAAGCAUAUGAGGUUCUUCUAAGGCGCCACAGGCCGGAUCGCUUCAAAUAGUCACACUUCUACCUCCUUGACUGGCCCAAAAAGUUGGCUCAGGGUCUUUGUGAAUAUAGAAAAAAGAUAUGUACAGUAUGGACAUAAUACAUAUUGUCACCUGACAUCUUUGUACUUGACAGACAACAUUGCUGCUAUUAUAUUGGGGCUCUCUUAGUGAGAAAAACAGCUAUUUGCUGACUCCUAGUGGUGAUUUGGUCGUAUCCCCCUUGAACUAUUCUAUCCCAAUGCACAGUACACCAUGAUUUAUGCGUUCUUGUUUGCUAUAAAAUGUUACAUUUGCAAAGUUUUGUAUUUUUAAUUUUCAAAAUGUUAAAUUUAUUAUUGAAUGAAACAGCUUAAUAAAAAUAUUGCAA
Molecule: messenger RNA, 1501 nt
Organism: Nerophis ophidion (straightnose pipefish)
Lineage: Eukaryota; Metazoa; Chordata; Actinopteri; Syngnathiformes; Syngnathidae
Gene: dnajc22
Product: DnaJ (Hsp40) homolog, subfamily C, member 22
Exons: 4
Coding region: 132-1145 (337 amino acids)
Biological process (GO): endocytosis
Cellular component (GO): early endosome; plasma membrane
Source: RefSeq, a predicted model, not a curated record